AUGAAGAAGCUACGCUGCGAGGGGAUCUUCACGCAUAGGGAAUACGAUGUGGUGACAGAUCAGCCCCCCUAUUAUAUCAUUUACAAGAAAAGCAGUGGAGGAGUGUACGAAGCAAGUGAACACUUCAAUGGACUGACUGCACUUAUUAAAGGGAGGAGAGAAAAUUAUAGAAAGAGCAAGGAAAAGGUGAUGAGGCACUUCCUGCACAAGGUGUAUCAGCACAGGGGAAGAAAAGCAUUUCACCCAGGGAGCACCACCAAGGAGAGACACAUCGUCCAGUUAAUGAAAAACGCCAACCCACUCUAUGUGCGUAGUGAUACCCUUGAGCAUACCUACAGAGGGUGCUCCUUCCCCCUCAGUCACUUCCCUAAGGGGGGGUUGCUGAAGGUGAACAAACAUUGCCUAUCCCACAAUUACGUUUUACUCGACUGGGAUGAUGAAAGCAGACUGGAGGGAGGACACCCCCAUCACCCCCACGAAGGGAAACCACUUGAAUGGAAAAGCAAGACCAGCAGUUUAAACAGGGAAAAGGAUCCACCACACGUAGGUGGAGAGGACAUUUGGGGGAUUAUCUACUUAUCUAGAGUGGACUUAUUAGAGACGAACUUUGAGGACCACUUGAAGGAGCUGUACCAUGAAAGGCUCAGAAGGAAAGACAAACGAGUGGCUGUUUUACUUUCCUUCCUUUUACAUCACAGGGUGGUGCGUAAUUUGUGCGUUAAAAGUAUGACAGUGAUGAAGGUAGAGAAGGGGGUGUCCUCAGGAGAGAAUCAUAGGCAGAAGGAUGAGUUGAAAAGGGGACUCACCAAAGAGGUGUUCACCGUGUCGUUGGAAAUGCAUGCACGGAACAAUAACUGCGUCGACCACUUGUCGUUCCUUCUGGAUAAAUUCCACUGUGAGGACGUUAAAGGUGGGACAUUUUUUACCAACUCCUUUUUGAAUAAGACAAUAUAUGCUCAUUCGAGGAGGCUCAAGGAGGAAGUGCGUUACGAGAACGUUACUUACGUGGAGGGGCUCAAAAGGGGAGUGUUUCUUCUGUCCUAUUUGUUUUCGCAGAUGGGGAGAGCAGACAGACUGAUAAAUAGCAACACAUCUUACGAAAAGGCCAGACGAAGUUACACCAUCGGGGUGGAGGACAGAGUUGUUUAUAUGCCCACCCUGUUUCGGGACCACCUCUAUUUAGCAAGUGAUUAUGUUAUGUAUAAGGAGGGCGCCAACCAGCUGGUAUGCCAAAGGAAGGUGGCUAACCUUAUCAUCGAGAAGGAGUUCAAGGGGGAAGGUAUGAAGCGUGACUGCAGGGUGACGGUGCGGGUGGUCUGCGAUGAGGCUGCUUGGGAUGCAUCCAUUCUACGCAACUGCAGCGCCAUUGUACUGGAUCUACACCCGAACGGCGUUGUGUUGGACAAGGAGAGACUGGCAAUCCCCCACAUGACUGCAUCCUUUGCAGACAUAGAAACUUACAAGAGUGUGUCCCCCCCCGCUGUGACGAAGUAUAGAGUGAGUUUAUCACAGGGGGGACCCUCAUCUGGCGGGUUCACACUGGGUGGGUUCGCUACAGAAACUCUGUCACCUGAGAAGGGACAGGGGGAUGCACCAAAUGUGGUGACUCUACCCACCACAGGGGAAGAUACAACAACGAAGGGGUCGUCCCACCAACAAUGCGCUGCCUUCUCCUUCGACGUACAGAUUGGUAGCAGGUAUUUUGCCCCCUGUGAUAAGGGAGAACAGCUAAAGAGGAGCAUCUCAAAAAAGGGAGUUCACUUCACGGGGGUAAAGACUCCCCCCACUUCUGGGGAUAACACCUGCACGGAUUACGAUGCCGUUAUGUUAUCCAACGCGAAGGUGUUCCUAAAGUGUACAGAUGGGGAGGAGAGUUCCACUACAAGUCACCAUAGGAGGAAUGCCACUCUGUAUGCAGAUGCUACACACGUUUAUUUUAACGGGGGGGAUGAUAUGCUAAGCGUCCACACGAGGGACUUUUUUCUCUUCCUGAGUGAGGUGUCCUUCGUGCAGGUGUUAUCCCCCCGAAGGGUGGAUCAUGCGGAACGGGGCAAUGCACAACAGGACAAUACACAACAGGACAAUGUACAACCGGGCAAUGCACAACCGAGCGGAGGUGGACCAAGUAGAAUCGGCCGCAAAAGAGAGGAGCCCCCCGAGACGUUAGCCACGUACUCCCUCGCCAGGACAAUAAACUCCGAAAGGAUUAUGAGCAAGAGGAUAAUUUACAAUGAGGUCCUCAAGGGGGAUCCACCUUGGCAACACGUGGCCGCAGCGAAUGAUGUAGAGAUGUUGAGAUGGCCCCCCCCGAAUGGAGAUGCCUCCGAGGGGGGGGCAGAUUACUACGUGGAUGUGGUUUACGUUUAUUCGGUGCCACGCGGGGCUGACAGUUACUUAUACGUGUUGUGCGUGUCGGCACUCACGUCGGUUGUAGUGGUCCUCUGCACGUUUGUUCUUGCGCGUAGUACAGGAUACCCUUGUGAUAAACUGACCCGUCAUGCAAUCAACCGAAGAGAGAUCCACGUGUUCUUCACCCACAACAGGAAGGAACAAGGCAACUUACUAAACAUUAAACGGUAUGGCCAAGGGAGAGACAAUUCGAAAGUGGUUCUUCUGGAUGUAGAAAAAUGUGAAGGAGAGAAAAUGAAAAAGAAGAUACACAAGUACCUCAUCGGAGGAGUGUUGCUCUCAUCGAUGUGCAUCUGUUUAAUUGAGUUCGACGUGGUGACAAGUUUGUAUGGUUACCUCCUCUCCUGUGGAUUGCUGGCGUUCUAUACGUUCCAGCUUUACUCAUGCAACUCAGUUAUAUUGAGGGCAGUGUUGGAUGUAAAGAACAGACACCUGCUCCUGUACCCCUUCACAUUCAUGACCACACAGGGGAUGAAAAAACAGAUCAUUGUGUCCCUCCACGAAAUUGGACCCAUUCGAACACGUGGGAACUUUAUUAGAAUCUAUUUUAAGGAGAAGAAUUUGCUCUCCUUUCUCGUUCAACAUAGGAUGCUUUCUCCGUUGCGUAUUCCGAGGUACCCAUGUGCCCAGACGAGUGAACCCGCCAAGGAGGACGUCGAUGUGCUGUACCACUACGACUACAACAAUUUGAACGUUUCGGCGUUUGGUCAGAGGGGUUCAGGAGAGCGCCCCGGAGUGGGCCACGCGUCCUCCAUCGGUGCUGCUUCCAUGGGUGCUGCUUCCAUCGGUGCUGCUUCCGUUGGGACUACCCAUGUUGGAACCCUCCCCCGGGUGCGUAAAAAUGCAGAGGGCUACCCACUAAACGUGAGGGAGGAGGCCAAGUUGCUUUCGCUGCUCCGUCCGGGGGGCAUGUAG
Molecule: messenger RNA, 3324 nt
Organism: Plasmodium coatneyi
Lineage: Eukaryota; Apicomplexa; Aconoidasida; Haemosporida; Plasmodiidae
Exons: 2
Coding region: 1-3324 (1107 amino acids)
Source: RefSeq, a predicted model, not a curated record